AUGCCUUCCUCAAAAACAGUUUCAAUGCUUUUGGCUACCUUUGUUUUUGUUAUUUAUUCUGUCGGAUUGUUAACUCUUGUUGAAUCUACUACUACUAGAAUAAUUGAAGUUGGACGAGGCAAGCACAAAUUGGAAGCUGAUAAUGUGAUUCUGAGUGAUGGUUCGAGGAUUGCUGGAAGAGAGGACAUGCAUGAAUUCAACUUUCUAUCAAAAAGAGGAUCAUGUGAUUUAGAGAUCGAUUACGACCAUAUAAUUGUGUACUUUCAAAAACGUGGAGGUUGUACUGUGGACUUUAUUGUUGAAGAUUCGGAUAUUUCAAACACAAACGAUACGUCACAUACCGCUGAAUUUACAAUAGUAUUGUAUAGCGAUGGACAAUUAUCUGAUUGUUUGAUGAAUUGUUCUAAAUUAAUGAAUAGAAAUUUUUGUGCACCUUCUUCUGUAUGUGACAAACACAAAAUCAACUUCUCUCAAAAAUUUAUUAAACUCAAUUUUCUUAUGAACACAUUUCCUCUUCUAAUUAAAGAAGAGUUCACCCAAUGUUUUCCACGUUCAAGCACAUAUCAACGUUCAAAAGAUUUAGCUAGAGUAAAGGCUUGGAAAAUUAUAAAUGUUGGAGAUAAUAGCGAUGAAAGUUUAAUUGGCAAACGAUUAAUUGUUUUACAUUUAUUGCCUGAUUAUAUGCUAUUUCCUUCUUGCACAAAAAAUGGGACAAUUAAUGAAGAAGAGAUGAUACGUAAACCUGGAUGUUCUUUUGCAAUUGAAUUUGUAAGUUUAGUUUUAAACUUGGUCAACCCUCACAACAAUCUACAACCUCACUAG
This is a messenger RNA of Meloidogyne enterolobii, 822 nucleotides long. The record is from the annotation of a GenBank genome assembly. Lineage: Eukaryota; Metazoa; Nematoda; Chromadorea; Rhabditida; Meloidogynidae.